Messenger RNA from Durusdinium trenchii, 1151 nucleotides. Lineage: Eukaryota; Dinophyceae; Suessiales; Symbiodiniaceae. The record is from the annotation of a GenBank genome assembly.
CAUGUGUCGAAACGAAGGAAUGACGCAUGCACGAUCAUGCACGUGUUUUUCGGUGCCAACUGUGCCAACAACACUGACCAUACAUCACCUGCAACUUACUCGGCUCGAGUAUUUCCGAGGACACCAUGAGAACAUCUCAUCCAGUCUGCUUUGUCUGAUGGCGCAUCACCUGACUUGGUGCCUGGGUUGCCUCAGUGCACUGGUCCAUUCGAAGAACCAGACCGACUCCCUGAAGCUUGUGGACUCCGUGGAUUCUGAGGAUCAGCAGGAUGGGGAAGUUCAGGAACUCAGGUGGGAUGGGGUGGCUGCUUUGGAACAUACGGACCAUGGGGAAGAGCACGAGGAGGAGUGCCGGCAGCACAGGACGAAGAACUUUGCUUGCUUGGGAAGUGGAACAUUCGACUCUCUACCGAAGAGCGCAGCACGACCACAGGUGCCAGAGAUGGGGAAGAUCAUGGGGUGUCACUUGCGCAAUGAGAACUGCAGAGCCGACGCUUUACAAGAGGCGAUCAUAGAGGGCAAUCUCGAGUUGACACGUGAUCUCUUGCAGUCCUCAGCAGAUGUGAACUGCUGCGAUGACGCUUGGGUCACUCCGUUGCAGGAGGCAUGUCGACAGGGCGACCUGGAAAUGGUGGAGCUACUGGUUUCCCAUGGUGCCAGUGUGAACCGCUUGGACCUCUACGGCACCAGUCCGUUGCUCGAAGCCACCCAGCUUCAGCGUGUGGACCUGGUCUCUUACCUCGUCCGCGCGGGCGCCGCUGUGAAUUUGCUGGGCCCGCAGGGGCAAACGCCCUUGCACAUGGCGGCUGAGCGGGGGAGUUCCAGCGUGGUGCGGAUUUUGCUGGAGGCAGAUGCUGAGGUGAUUAAGGACAAUUCAGGUGCAUGGCCGUCCUUGCUGAUGUUUGCAAAUGGUCGCAGAGGUGGAGAACUUGCUGAUUGAGUGUGUGCACAGAGACUGCUCAGUGUCUCCCUGCAACAACACGCAGGAAUGUGCAGUGAGGAACUUGUGCAGUCUCUAUUUGUCAACCAGAAUUCCUUGAUUUUGAUCAAGACAUGUGCUUGUUAGCUGGGAUCCUGCCAGCCAGUGAACCGAACCAGAGAGAGAGAGUCUCAAAAAAAGGUUCCCGGAAGCUUUGGAGACUAGACCGGGA